CUCUGCUCCUGCAGCUGCAUCGGAGCUGCCUGCUGCCUUCAUAAACAGUUCAGCAGGCAGGAUGGGGUCAGAACUGAGACCUUGUGGCUCUGAGCGGGGUCCUGCUGUGAGGUCUCCAGGGGCCACUGCUAGGACACUACUGAACAUCAGUAAGACAGAACAACCAGGGUGUCUGUGGAUGAGACACCCGAGAAGGAGGCGCCAGACUGUGGGCGUCUCCUUCAGCCUGUCCUUUCAUUUCAGCAGGAUGAAGCUUCUCACUGGACUCAUUUUCUGCUCCUUGGUCCUGGGAGUCAGCAGUGAAAGCUGGUUUUCAUUCCUUAGCGAGGCUUACCAUGGGGCUGGGGAUAUGUGGCGAGCCUACUCUGACAUGAAGGAGGCCAACUGGAAAAACUCAGACAAAUAUUUCCAUGCUAGAGGGAACUAUGAUGCAGCCCAAAGGGGACCAGGAGGAGUCUGGGCUGCUGAAGUCAUCAGUGAUGCAAGAGAGGGCUUUCAGAGUUUCAUAGGCCGUGGACACGAGGACUCUAUGGCUGACCAGGAAGCAAACAGAUGGGGCCGCAGUGGCAAGGACCCCAAUCACUACAGACCUAAAGGACUGCCUGACAAAUACUGAGCAUCCUCUUUAUUGCUCCAGGAGGCUGUGAUGUGGGCCCUGAGGACAGGGUCUGGGGUUCUUCUUUCUCAUGAACACUGGAGUUGCUUGGGAACACACAAUAGUUAUCUCACAUGAAUAUGGACCAAGAGUUUCAAAACUGUGUUAUUCUUGGAGUAGUAACUAUAUGCUUGAAAAGAGGGUAAUAAACACUAACAUGGAAGUGGA
Molecule: messenger RNA, 823 nt
Organism: Peromyscus californicus insignis
Lineage: Eukaryota; Metazoa; Chordata; Mammalia; Rodentia; Cricetidae
Product: serum amyloid A-5 protein-like
Exons: 3
Coding region: 62-616 (184 amino acids)
Cellular component (GO): extracellular region
Source: RefSeq, a predicted model, not a curated record